GGGGCCCUGGUUUCCUUUUCUGGCCUGGGAGCGAGGUCAUGGGGCCAUUGCCUCACCAGGAUCAUGAGGGGCCCGGCACGGGCGCUCACAUGCUCCUCAUGUGGACUUCUUCUCUUAAAGGGUGGACCCUCCUCAGCCAGCUUCCUGUCUGGCCAGAGGAGGAAGCUGGAGGCCAGGCUGGGCCCUCCCCGCUCUGCCACUGUAGCAGCUCAAAUGUUGACGGUUCCAGCCUAUCUCUCCGGUGGGCAGGGCUGUGCAUGGGUGAGAGCUCCCUGUUCCUCAGUUGGCAGGGCAGGACCAGAAAGGCUGAUGAGCAAACAAAGCUCCUCAUGCAUCUUGCCUGAGGGACAGAAAGCUUGGAUAGAAAAAACCUUCUGCAAGAGAGAAUGUGUCUUUGUAAUUCCCAGCACUAAAGACCCUAACAGGUGUUGUUGUGGCCAGCUUACCAACCAGCAUAUCCCCCCUCUGCUAAGUGUAACAUCCAGCAAAAAUGAAGAGGAAAAUAAACAGGUGGAGACUCAGCCCGAAAAAUGGUCUGUCAGCAAACACACCCAGAGCUAUCCAACAGAUUCCUAUGGAACUCUUGAAUUCCAGGGUGGUGGAUACUCCAAUAAAGCCAUGUAUAUCCGUGUAUCCUAUGACACCAAGCCAGAUUCGCUGCUUCAUCUCAUGGUUAAAGACUGGCAGCUGGAACUCCCCAAGCUCUUAAUAUCUGUGCAUGGAGGCCUCCAGAACUUUGAGAUGCAACCCAAGCUGAAACAGGUCUUUGGAAAAGGUCUGAUCAAAGCCGCCAUGACCACUGGGGCCUGGAUUUUCACUGGGGGCGUCAGUACCGGUGUUAUCAGCCACGUAGGGGAUGCCUUAAAAGACCACUCCUCCAAAUCCAGAGGUCGGGUUUGUGCUAUAGGAAUUGCUCCGUGGGGCAUCGUGGAAAACAAGGAAGACCUGGUUGGAAAGGAUGUAACGAGAGUGUACCAGACUAUGUCCAACCCCCUAAGCAAGCUCUCUUUGCUCAACAACUCACACACUCACUUCAUCCUGGCCGACAAUGGCACCCUGGGCAAAUACGGUGCCGAGGUGAAGCUGCGGAGGCAGCUGGAGAAGCACAUCUCUCUGCAGAAAAUUAACACAAGGCUGGGACAGGGUGUGCCUGUCGUGGGCCUGGUGGUGGAAGGAGGCCCUAAUGUGGUUUCCAUUGUCUUGGAAUAUCUCCGAGAAGACCCUCCAGUCCCCGUGGUGAUUUGUGAUGGCAGUGGGCGAGCCUCGGACAUUCUGUCUUUUGCACACAAGUACUGUGAAGAAGGAGGGAUAAUAAAUGAAUCCCUCAAGGAUCAGCUUCUAGUUACCAUUCAGAAAACAUUUAAUUACAACAAGACACAAUCUCAUCAGCUGUUUGCAAUUAUAAUGGAGUGCAUGAAAAAGAAAGAACUCGUCACCGUGUUUAGAAUGGGUUCUGAGGGUCAGCAAGACAUCGAGAUGGCAAUUUUAACGGCCUUGUUGAAAGGGACAAAUGCAUCAGCCCCGGACCAGCUGAGCUUGGCACUGGCUUGGAACCGCGUCGACAUAGCACGAAGCCAGAUCUUUGUCUUUGGGCCCCACUGGCCGCCCCUGGGAAGCCUGGCGCCCCCCACCGAUAACAAAGUGACGGAGAAGGAAAAGAAGCCACCUACAGCAACCACCAAGGGGGGAAGAGGGAAAGGAAAAGGCAAGAAGAAGGGGAAAGUGAAAGAGGAGGUGGAGGAAGAAACUGACCCCCGGAAGAUCGAGCUGCUGAACUGGGUGAAUGCUCUGGAGCAAGCCAUGCUGGAUGCUUUAGUCUUAGAUCGGGUUGACUUCGUGAAGCUCUUGAUUGAAAAUGGAGUGAACAUGCAGCACUUUCUCACCAUUCCGAGGCUGGAAGAGCUUUACAACACAAGGCUGGGUCCACCAAACACGCUUCAUUUGCUGGUGAGGGAUGUAAAAAAGGGCAACCUGCCACCAGAUUACCACAUCAGCCUCAUUGACAUAGGUCUUGUGCUGGAGUACCUCAUGGGUGGGGCUUACCGCUGCAACUACACUCGGAAGAGCUUUCGGACCCUUUACAACAACUUAUUUGGACCUAAGAGGCCUAAAGCUCUUAAACUUCUAGGAAUGGAAGAUGAUGAGCCUCCAACCAAAGGGAAGAAAAAGAAAAAGAAGAAGAAGGAGGAAGAGAUCGACAUUGAUGUGGAUGACCCUGCUGUGAGUCGGUUCCAGUACCCCUUCCACGAGCUGAUGGUGUGGGCCGUGCUGAUGAAACGCCAGAAAAUGGCGGUCUUCCUCUGGCAGCGAGGCGAGGAGAGCAUGGCCAAGGCCCUGGUGGCCUGUAAACUCUACAAGUCCAUGGCCCACGAGUCCUCUGAGAGCGAGCUGGUAGAUGACAUCUCCCAGGAUUUGGACAACAAUUCAAAAGACUUCGGCCAGCUUGCCGUGGAGUUGUUAGACCAGUCCUAUAAGCACGAUGAGCAGAUCGCCAUGAAACUGCUGACCUAUGAGCUGAAGAACUGGAGCAACUCCACCUGCCUCAAGCUGGCAGUGGCGGCCAAACACCGGGACUUCAUCGCUCACACCUGCAGCCAGAUGCUGCUGACAGACAUGUGGAUGGGAAGGCUGCGAAUGAGGAAAAACCCCGGCCUAAAAGUUAUAAUGGGGAUUCUUCUUCCCCCCACCAUCUUGUUUUUGGAAUUUCGCACAUAUGAUGACUUCUCAUAUCAGACAUCCAAGGAAAAUGAAGAUGGCAAAGAAAAAGAAGAGGAAAAUGUGGAUGCCAAUGCAGAUGCUGGUUCAAGAAAGGGCGAUGAGGAGAAUGAGCACAAAAAGCAAAGAAGCAUUCCCAUUGGAACAAAGAUCUGUGAAUUCUAUAACGCUCCCAUUGUCAAGUUCUGGUUUUACACAAUAUCGUACUUGGGUUACCUCCUGCUAUUCAACUAUGUCAUCCUGGUGCGGAUGGACCGCUGGCCUUGUCUCCAGGAGUGGAUUGUCAUCUCCUACAUCGUGAGCCUGGCAUUAGAGAAAAUACGAGAGAUCCUCAUGUCAGAACCAGGAAAACUCAGCCAGAAAAUAAAAGUUUGGCUUCAAGAGUACUGGAACAUCACGGAUCUUGUGGCCAUUUCCAUGUUCAUGAUUGGAGCAAUCCUUCGCCUACAAAAGCAGCCAUACAUGGGCUAUGGUCGAGUGAUCUACUGUGUGGAUAUCAUCUUCUGGUACAUCCGUGUCCUGGACAUCUUUGGUGUCAACAAGUAUCUGGGGCCUUAUGUGAUGAUGAUUGGAAAGAUGAUGAUUGACAUGCUGUAUUUUGUGGUCAUCAUGCUGGUUGUGCUGAUGAGUUUUGGAGUAGCCCGUCAAGCCAUUUUGCACCCAGAUGAGGAGCCUUCUUGGAGACUGGCCCGAAACAUCUUCUACAUGCCCUACUGGAUGAUCUAUGGAGAGGUGUUUGCAGACCAGAUAGACCGUAAGAAUAGAAUUCAUAUCUACGCCAUGGAAAUUAAUCCUCCUUGUGGUGAAAACCAGUAUGAUGAGGAAGGCAAGCGGCUCCCUCCCUGUAUCCCAGGCGCCUGGCUCACACCGGCCAUCAUGGCGUGCUACCUACUAGUAGCCAACAUCCUGCUGGUGAACUUGCUCAUUGCAGUUUUCAACAAUACCUUCUUUGAGGUAAAGUCAAUAUCCAACCAGGUGUGGAAAUUCCAACGAUAUCAGCUGAUAAUGACAUUUCAUGACCGACCAGUCCUACCUCCACCAAUGAUCAUUUUAAGCCACAUCUAUAUAAUCAUUAUGCGUCUUAGCGGUCGCUGUAGGAAGAAAAGAGAAGGGGACCAAGAUGAACAGGAUCGUGGAUUGAAACUAUUUCUCAGUGACGAGGAGCUGAAGAGGCUGCAUGAGUUCGAGGAACAGUGUGUUCAGGAACACUUUCAGGAGAAGGAAGACGAGCAGCAGUCGUCCAGCGACGAGCGCAUCCGUGUCACAUGCGAGAGAGUUGAAAAUAUGUCAAUGAGAUUGGAAGAAAUCAACGAAAGAGAAAAUUUUAUGAAAACUUCCCUACAGACCGUGGACCUUCGCCUUUCUCAACUGGAAGAACUGUCGAACAGGAUGGUGAAUGCUCUUGAAAAUCUCACAGGAAUUGACAAGUCCGACCUGAUCCAGACGCGGUCCCGAGCUUCUUCUGAAUGUGAUGCAACUUACCUUCUAAGACAAAGCAGUAUCAAUAGCGCCGAUGGUUAUAGCUUGUAUAGAUAUCAUUUUAACGGAGAGGAGUUGCUGUACGAGGAUCUCUCAAUGUCACCAGGGACAGGAUUCAGGAGGAAAGCCUGCUCCUUCCGGAUGAAGGAAGACAAGGAGUCAAAAAUGCAUCUAGUACCAGAGUGUCAAGAUAGCCUUCACCUUUUAUCCAGCACAAGCCCACCAGCAACACCUGACUGCAGUCAACUUGCAGUAGACGACAUAAAGAACUCUUCAGAGCUGAAAUUAGGUCCAGAUAUUGGGAUCUCAGCCGAAGACGAUGGAAAGCAGGCAGACUCUAAAAGGGAAGAAACCAUUCCCCCAAGUGUAAAUCAAACAGAUGUUAUGCAUGGACAGAACAAAUCAGAUUUUCAGAACCGUCAGCUAACAGUGGAGACAACACAGAUAGAGGGCACAAUUUCCUAUCCCCUACAAGAAGCAAAACUGACACGCUAUCAUCCUGAUGAAACGUUCAGUGCUUAUAAAACAAUGAAGUCCAGAAGCUUUGUAUAUUCCCGUGGACGAAAACUGGUCAGCGGGGUUAGCAACAGGAGUACAGAAUACAGUUCAAUCAUGGACCCAGCAGGACCCUCUACAGUUCAACACUGGACGACAGAAUGGAAAUAUCAAGUUCAAAAGAUCACACGUUCUCGAAGUACAGAUAUCCCUUACAUUGUGUCAGAAGCUGCAAUGCAAGCCGAGCAUAAAGAGCAAAUUACAGACACUGAAGAUGAAAACUGUGUUUCUGAAAUAGCCCCUCAAAUCUCUCAUUUAUCUCUAAAUGUAACUGACAGAACUGAAAAGGAAAAUUUACUGUCUGUGAAGCCAGACCAAACUAUGGGAUUUCCAUCCUUAAGGUCAAAGAGUUUACAUGGCCAUCCUAGGAAAGCUAAAGCCAUUCAGGGCACACUAGACAGAUCUGGACACGCCAGCAGUGUAAGUAACUUAGUGGUUGUGUCUGGAAUUACAGCAGAAGAGCAGAAGGCUAACCAAGAGAAAACUUCCACAGAAACUCAAUGCUAACAUGUUUUGUUCCUUUGAUUUUUAAAUCAAAACCAUUGAUGAAUACCACCUUGGUCAUCUAACAUCAUCAAUUUCUGAAAACAUUUUCAUCAUAAAUGUUUGGCAGUUUGGACUUAAGAUUUAAAAUUUAAUUCAGUAAACGUAAAGUAUUAUUUUGCUAGCAUAUGUUAGUAAACUUAAGUUGUUUUUAGUUGGAGUAGCAUCAGAUGAAAGUGACAAUAUUCCAGUCAAGAUAAAUUGCUUAAUCAGUAAAAGUUUCUCUAAUCUCUUUUAUUUCUGAGGGUCACCUAGUAGCCUAAGAAAUGCCUUUGGGUGCCACCAAUAGGUUACUAAAGCAGUGAGCCACUAUGUAAGAAAGAAAAAUGAAAAGAGAAAGCAAAUAUGAAAAAAGAAAAAAAGGAGUGGGAGAGAAGAAAAAAUUGUGAGGUACAAGAACUGGAAAUGAGUCAUUAGCAUCAUUUUUUUAUGGGUUUUUGUUUUCUGUUUUAACGUUUUAUGUUUUACAAUAAUAACACAGUGAAGACAAAAAGUACACAAUUAUAUCAAAGAUCACAUUGUAAUAGUUUAGGGUGACCAAGAGUUUUGUUAAUGUGUAAAAAUAAAGUAUCCAGUGUGCAUUUUCCUGUUGUCAUGGAGUCCUUGAAAGCAAAAACAAAUAAACUGUACCUCUGUCUAUUCAA
Molecule: messenger RNA, 5936 nt
Organism: Neofelis nebulosa (Clouded leopard)
Lineage: Eukaryota; Metazoa; Chordata; Mammalia; Carnivora; Felidae
Gene: TRPM1
Product: transient receptor potential cation channel subfamily M member 1
Exons: 28
Coding region: 64-5256 (1730 amino acids)
Biological process (GO): calcium ion transport into cytosol; protein tetramerization
Cellular component (GO): membrane
Molecular function (GO): calcium channel activity
Source: RefSeq, a predicted model, not a curated record